This is a messenger RNA of Ananas comosus (pineapple), 1639 nucleotides long. Its product is annotated as pollen-specific protein SF21-like. NCBI's taxonomy places the organism in Eukaryota, Viridiplantae, Streptophyta, Magnoliopsida, Poales, Bromeliaceae. The coding region runs from base 57 to 1094 and encodes 345 amino acids. The record is from RefSeq and is a predicted model, not a curated record. The transcript has 11 exons.
GUGGGUAGGGGGGAAACGGGUUUCCUCUCGCCGGGGUGGGAAACGCCCGCGGGUCGAUGGGGGAAUCGAGCGGGUCGGUUUCGGUCGACGCGUUCUCCUUCGCCGGAAAGGAACAUAUCGUUAAAUUGAGCCGCGGCGCCGUCGCCGUCGCGGUUUUUGGUGACCCGGAGAAGCCCGCACUCGUAACCUACCCGGAUGUAGCUCUAAAUUAUGCUUCGUGCUUCCAAGGAUUGUUUUUGUGCCCCGAAACGGCGUCGUUGCUGCUCCACAACUUCUGCAUAUACCAUAUCAGUCCUCCGGGACACGAGUUAGGGGCAGCUUCGAUUCCCCCGGAAGUUCCCGUCCCUUCCGUUAAUGAUUUAGCGGAUCAAGUCGCAGAUGUUCUCGACUAUUUUGGGUUGGGGUCGGUAAUGUGCCUGGGGGUUAUGGCCGGUGCUUAUAUUCUCACACUUUUUUCUAUCAGACAUAGCUCCCGUGUUCUAGGAUUGAUAUUGGUUUCUCCUAUUUGCAGAGCUCCAUCUUGGACAGAAUGGUUUUAUAGCAAGGUAGUGUCCAAUUUGCUCUAUUUUUAUGGGAUGUGUGGUUUGAUCGAGGACUCGUUGCUGCAGCGCUACUUUAGUAAGGAAGUUCGCGGCGGCACAGAUGUUACUGAAUCAGAUAUCGUACGAGCCUGUAGGAGUUUGCUCGUAGAGAGGCAAAGCACGAAUAUUUGGCGGUUUCUUCAAUCGAUUAAUGGGAGAUACGACAUUUCGGAAGGAUUAAGGAGAUUAAGGUGCCGGACAUUAAUAUUUGUGGGCGACAGCUCUCUGUACUAUUCUGAUGCCCUCCACAUGGCUUCCAAGUUGGACAGAAGAUACAGUGCCUUGGUUGAGGUCCAGGCAUGCGGAUCGCUUGUUACAGAGGAGCAACCGCAUGCGAUGCUGAUACCCAUGGAGUACUUUUUCAUGGGAUACGGACUGUACCGGCCAAGCCAACUCAGCGGCAGCCCCCGCAGCCCGCUCAGCCCCCCGCGCAUCAGUCCUGAACUUCUAUCACCUGAGAGCAUGGGCAUCAAGUUAAAACCCAUAAAGACGAGGGCCUCGCUGCAAGUUUGAUCUUGAUUUGGCACAGGCAUCGGCGACAACGCUUCUGUGGGGAAACAAAAAAGGUAAAAGAAAAGAAACAGAUUUAGGAAGAGUAAAGAGGAUUGUAAAGAGCAAAGAGCAUUCUAUUCCAUUCAUCUGUUACUAUCUAGCCUUGUAAAUCCUCAUUAUUUAGUGAGACCCAAUAAAAAUAAUGAUGAUUAACAUUAAGACGUGGAUGCUAUCAUAAAUUAUUAAGCAUUCUACUUUUUGGCUUUACAUCCAUGACAAGCAUCCAAGCCACCAUGUACUUUAUUAUGCCUUUCAACUUCCCAAAGGAAUGUAUAGCUAAUUAUUUUUGGGUAUGUGGGUGGCUGUGGUUUCUUUCUUUGUCAUAAAAAUUAUAUUCUCAUCAUGAUUUGUGUGAGAUUCUUUGCUUCACUGGCACAAUUGUGGAAUCCUCACUCACUACUGAUCUUAUCUGUGAAGAGCCAAUUUGUGCUUCCUUAAAAUGGCCUCUCAGAUGAUUGUAAUUGAGAUGUGUAGAAUAAUAAUAUGACAGGGAUUUGUUGGCUCCC